CAUAGAUAUAAUCUGUACCAGGAAAGAUUCCUGACAUUGAUCGUUUAAGUCUUUCAGAACCUUUGCUCUGCAUAAUUACAUUAGUUGAGCAAAUCAACUCCGCCAGCAUCAUCCAUGACGCUAUGUUUGAAAAAUCACUUAUAAGAGAUUGAUUUCAGUCUUUCAUAGAUCUUCAGCGUUGAGAAAGGAAAGGCCAGUCUGCUCCUUCAAAUUACUAUGGGAUCUAUAGGCCGAAAUCUCAACAUCCUCUUCUUCCCGUACUUGGCGCAGGGGCACAUGCUCCCCAUGAUCGAUAUGGCCAAGCUCUUCGCAGCCCAUGGUGUCGCCGUCACUGUCCUCACCACCUCCGGGAACUCCGCCCUCAUCCGCCCCACCAUCGACCGCUUCAAUUCUUCUGCUGGCUGUCCCAUCCGCCUCCACCUCGUCCCCUUCCCUGCCGCUGCAGUUGGCCUCCCUGAGGGAUGCGAGAAUUUAUUCUCACUUCCCUAUGACGUGGAUAUUACCAAAUUUGCGGAGGCCAUUUCCUUGCUCCGGAAACCAUUCAAUCAAAUCCUUAAAGAAUUUCGCUUUGAUUGUGUUGUCACCGACGUCUUCUUGCCAUGGACCUAUGAAGUAGCUACCGAGAAUGGCAUACCAAGGAUUGUUUUUGAAGGCUCCAACUUCUUUGCAGCCUGUGCUAGUGAUAGCAUAGAGCGUCACAAGCCUCUAGAGAGCCUGCCGUCGGCGACGGAGACCUUUGUCCUCCCCGGCCUCCCACAUCACAUUGAGAUGCUCAGGUCCCAACUCAACGACCAUAGUAAAGUAAUCGCUUUCAUGGCCUCUGUGAUCGAGGUCAUGAAUCACGCAAAAGAGGUAGAUUCAAAGAGCUACGGGAUGGUCAUGAAUAGCUUCUACGAGCUCGAGCCAGACUAUGUCGAGCAUUACAGAAAAGUUUUGGGGAAGAAGGCAUGGCAUGUUGGCCCUGUUGCAAUCUGCAACCAAGAGAAGGUCGAUAAAUCAGGAAGGGGAGGAGGAAACAAAGGAGAUGAAUGCUUGAAGUGGCUCGAUGGAAGAAAGCCAGGAUCUGUCCUGUAUAUGUGCUUUGGAAGCAUAUGUAAUUUCACAGUUGCGCAGUUGCAGGAGAUGGCUUUGGGGCUGGAGACUUCAGGCCAUCCAUUUAUUUGGGCGAUUCGGAACCAAGGCUACGAGUGGAUUCCUGAAGGGUAUGAAGAGAGGAUAGAAGGGAGGGGUCUUGUAAUCAAAGAAUGGGCGCCACAGCUAUUGAUACUUAACCAUGAGGCCGUCGGCGGCUUCGUCACGCAUUGCGGGUGGAAUUCGAGCUUAGAAGGAAUAACCUCUGGGUUGCCAAUGGCUACAUGGCCGCUCUAUGCGGAGCAAUUUUUCAACGAGCGGCUCUUAGUAGAUGUGCUCAAAAUUGGGGUGGCGGUGGGUUCGAAGGUGUUUGGGAUUAUGCCGGAGGAUCGGCCAGUAGUAAAGGCGGCAGCUUUGGAGGCUGCAGUGAGGACUGUGAUGGGGGAGGGAGAGGAGGCGGAGGAAAGAAGGCGGAGGGCGAGGGAGCUUAAAAAGAUGGCUAAGAAGGCGGUGGAGGAGGGAGGCUCUUCUUAUAAUGAUCUUGAAAAUCUGAUUCAGGGGUUGCUGGAGAAGAAGGCAGAAGCCGUUUAAGUUUGUUUUCUACUAGCAACUAGCAAUUUUCUUCAGCUAUGGCUAUCAUAACAGACCUGGAAUUGCAAUUUUCAUAUUCUUCAGAAUAAAAUUAUUUGGCUUGAAUCUGAACUAUAUGAUAUUUCAAGCUUCUUCCAAUUCCUAAAACAGAGAUUCUAAGCUUCAAAGAUAGAAAAGAAAAUGAACGAAGAAACAGAUACCAUAACUUCCCAUUCAAAAACAUGCAGAUCCUCCUUUUUAUUAUAGUCUGAAGUUCAUCCACUGAGAGUAUUACUUAAUCUUCCCUUCAUACUAUAUCUAUAAGAAAAUUCAUGCAGUGAUUAGCAGAAGUAGAUUCUUACUGUAAUUGUUAUUUUCUGUAUCUAUAUUUAAAGAUGUUUUAGGAGAAGGGGAAGAUUUGAAAGUAAUCGAUGAAGCCCAAUGUUGUGGGAA
Molecule: messenger RNA, 2094 nt
Organism: Dendrobium catenatum
Lineage: Eukaryota; Viridiplantae; Streptophyta; Magnoliopsida; Asparagales; Orchidaceae
Product: scopoletin glucosyltransferase-like
Exons: 1
Coding region: 217-1662 (481 amino acids)
Molecular function (GO): UDP-glycosyltransferase activity
Source: RefSeq, a predicted model, not a curated record